AUGAGUCCUAAAAUCAAAUACAUCAACGGGAGGCUAGGCGAACUUGCCACUGAGUGGAAAAGCUUUGAUCUAAGACAGUAUAGCGACAACCGACAUGUUUUUCGCAGAGAGACUAUCUCUUUUGUGCAUUCUUCUGAUGUUAUUGGUAGAGAUGAGGAUAAAGAGAACAUAAUUAGUAUGUUGAUGAAACAAAGUGAGGAUCAAAAUGUCCCUGUCAUUCCCAUUGUUGGACUUGGGGGUUUAGGAAAAACCACGCUCGCUCAAUUAGCAUUCAAUGAUGAUCGAGUUACUAGCCUUUUUCCUUUGAAGAUAUGGAUCUGUGUUUCUGAGGAAUUUGAUCUUUCUAGAUUGCUCAAGCUGAUUAUUCACUCGUUUGAGAACCUUUUGAAUGAUAAGAAGUUCUUGCUCGUCCUGGAUGAUGUGUGGAAUGAAAAUAAAGCAAAAUGGGUUGAGUUAAGAAAUUUGUUGAGAUCGACGGAUGGAUUUUCUCCAAACAAAAUUAUUGUCACCACUCGGAGUUUGAACGUGGCCUCGAUAAUGAGUUCAAUUCCCCCUUAUAUAUUGAAAGGUCUCCCCCUUGAAGACUGUUUGACCUUAUUUACAAAAUGGGCUUUUAAUGAUGGUGAUGAGAGACAUUAUCCAAAUCUCAUUAGAAUCGGGGAGGAGAUUGUGAAAAAAUGCAAAGGGGUUCCUUUGGCAGUAAGAACAUUGGGAAGCCUACUAUUUCAGAAAACGGAUGAAUCUGAUUGGAUCUAUAUACGAGAGAGUGAAAUAUGGAGACUUGAGCAACAUGAAAACGAUAUUUUACCAGUGUUGAAGUUGAGUUACAAUCAUUUGCCAUCUCAUUUGCAACGAUGUCUUGCUUUUUUGUCCUUGUACAAAAAGGAUGAGAUCUAUUAUAGUGAUAGAGUUAUCUGUCUUUGGAUGGCAAAUGGACUCCUUGAGCAUCCAAAGCAAAAUCAAGAGUGGGAGGAUGUUGGCAAACGAUAUUUGAAUAAAUUACUAUCAAGGUGCCUCAUCCAAAAGGAGGAGGAUUUUCACUUGAAGUUUACCUUCAAAAUGCAUGAUCUGGUACAUGAUCUUGCAUUAGCUGUGUCUCGAAGAGAGUGUAAAAUAAUGAAUUCCAAAACAAAAACGGUUGAUGAAAAUGUUCGACAUCUGUUUUUAUGUGAUGAGAAGUUGGUUGAAGUUCCGCGUGUUUUGGAGAAAUUGGAAAAAGUUCAAACAGUAAUCGUCCAAGAUAGUUCACUAAGAUCAAAGAUUUUUGAUAAAUCUCUUAUAAAUCUUUGUGUCUCCAAUUUCAAGUAUCUACGAGCAUUAGAAUUAAGAGAUUCACUACUGACAGCUUUACCGAAUUCCAUUGGUAACUUGAAGCACUUACGAGAGCUUGACUUGGCCCGAUCUGAGGAUAUACGUGAACUUCCAAGGUCUUUUUAUAAGCUUUACUGCUUGCAAUCGUUAAAUUUGGGAGCUACUAGUUUGAAGCAGUUGCCCGACAGCGUGCAAAGGUUGAUUGAGCUUAGACAUCUUGUAAUAACCAUUGAAGCUAAGCAUUUGAAAGAAAUACGAGCAGGAUGUUGGACUUCUCUUCAAUACUUGGAAUGUAUAACUGUUUCGAAUUAGAAUGUUUACCUGAAGGAAUGCAGUAUCUGAAGUCACUUCGAACACUU
Molecule: messenger RNA, 1670 nt
Organism: Gossypium raimondii (Peruvian cotton)
Lineage: Eukaryota; Viridiplantae; Streptophyta; Magnoliopsida; Malvales; Malvaceae
Product: putative disease resistance protein RGA1
Exons: 2
Coding region: 1-1623 (540 amino acids)
Biological process (GO): defense response to other organism
Molecular function (GO): ADP binding
Source: RefSeq, a predicted model, not a curated record